GCUGGACUCUGCCUGAGCUGAGGUGGAGCCAGGUGGAGCAUGCACAUUCUGCACAUUGCAGCUAGGGCAGCUGGCAAGUUGCAUCAUGGUGCAGGGAAAGUCUGCCAGCUAGAGCAAUCCGUCUGGUGGUGGUGGGAGAUGGUGGUGCUGUGCUGAACAACAAGAAUGCGGUGAAAACCCAUGAAGAAAUGAUUUGAGGCUGGGGAAUCACUUGGUUGCUGAGCACCUUUGAUGUAAUUGGGGCAGAGAGGUUCAGGAUGGCAAAGACGUGGCCGGCCAAUCUCUUCUCGACUUGGGACGCCCUUCUUGUUCUGGCUGUUCUUGUUCAUGUAGUACUUGCCCCAUUCACCAAGGUUGAAGAAAGUUUCAAUGUUCAGGCAACCCAUGAUCUUCUAUACCACCGGGGGAACUUGACUGAGUAUGACCAUCAAGAGUUCCCUGGUGUCGUGCCCCGCACUUUCCUUGGGGCAAUCAGCUUGGCCGCUACCUCCUUCCCACUUGUGGCGUGGCUACAAACGAUCAAUCUGCCCAAAGUUGGGGCACUCUAUGUAGUACGAAUCGUCCUUGGACUCGCCACCGCAAGCUCACUCAUCGCUCUCAACCGCCAGAUCAGGUCAAGAUUCGGUCCAAACGUUGGCAGGGCGUUCGCCCUCGUUUGCUGCUCGCAGUUCCACCUUCUCUUUUACGCCAGCAGACCGCUACCCAACAUAUUUGCGCUCGGGCUAGUGAGCUACGCAUACGCAAGAUGGUUGGAGGGGAGACCAGUGGCGAUGCUUCGGUUCGUGGUCUUUGCUAUGGGCGUGUUCCGGUGCGAUCUGGUUAUACUACUUGGGCCGCUUGGGCUUCACCUACUCUUGACCCGAUCGAUAUCGUUCUGGGCCGCCUUCAGGUGCUGUUUCGUUGCUGCUGUUGCCAGCUUGGCUGUCACUGUGGCAGUCGACUCCUUCUUCUGGGGCCGGUGGUUGUGGCCUGAGGGCGAGGUCCUGUGGUUCAACACUGUUCUAAACAAGAGCGCCGACUGGGGCGUCUCCCCGUGGCACUGGUACUUCACCUCGGCGCUGCCCCGGGCACUGCUCGGGGCAUACCCCCUAGCACUGCUCGGCGCGUUCCUUGACCGGCGCGCGGGGAGCCUGCUGUGGCCGAUCCUCUUGUUCGUGUCACUCUACUCGUAUCUUCCACAUAAGGAGUUGCGGUUCAUCUUCCCAGCUUUCCCGAUCUUCAACACAUCCGCCGCAGUCGCCAUCGAACGGAUACGCAUCAAUUGGCAUAAGUCCUGGUUAUGGAAGCUCCUGGGCUUAAGCUGCGCUGGGUUGCUUCUCGGCAGCCUGGCUGCUACUUGCGUUUUUACGGCAGCUUCGGCCGCUAACUACCCUGGGGGGGAGGCCCUGAGACUGCUGCACAAAUUAGAGAGCUCGAAGCCGCAUUUGGACGCUCCUCCGUACGUCCACGUGGACGUUUUGCCCGCCAUGACCGGCGUCUCACGUUUUCUUGAGGAACCGGGCUGGAGGUACUCGAAAGAGGAGGGCUUGGAUCCGGAGGACUACGCCUCACGGAACUUCACGCACUUGCUCAGUGGACGGUCCGAUGUGCCCCACUUCAAGCUUCUGGCCGCGGUAGAAGGCUUCCACAGGGUGCGGUUGCGGCGUGCGCUUUGGCCCGUUUAUCUGGAGAAGAUACCGUCCACGUUCAUACACGUCAGAUCCGAUGCCGGCCCCUAGUGACUAGGACCUGAGACUCGAAGUGCUUAAUCUCUGCCCGCUAACCAAACGAUUCUUAUUGGUGCUCCAACAUGUUAUGGAAGGAUCUCCACCGCUGCCAUAAAGAGCCGGUGCGCUUAGGCGGCACACAGUGCCAUACUUUUACCGAUUGCUGUACGGCGAUGUGUAGAGUGCCUCCAAGGUACAAUAGACCCAGAAUGAAUCCAAUCCAUAGUCAGUCACCGCGGUACAGAGCAUGGGUAACCAAUCUUUUUCGUCAAAAAGCAUGUCUGGCAGGCUCACUGAGUUAAGUGGACAGCCGUCGCUAAUGCACCGCCCCCGCUCUGCGUGUACGUGCAAAACCUCGACUUCCGGCGCC
Molecule: messenger RNA, 2076 nt
Organism: Klebsormidium nitens
Lineage: Eukaryota; Viridiplantae; Streptophyta; Klebsormidiophyceae; Klebsormidiales; Klebsormidiaceae
Source: the annotation of a GenBank genome assembly